AGUAAAGAAUUUUAAAUUCCAUCAUCAUAGUUUCAAGAGUGAGACACACCCCCACACCCACACCCCCUCACCCCACCCCACCCCAAACCAAGCCUUUUAUCUAUAUAUUUGAGUACCAUUAAUUCCCUAUUUACUACACAAAAAAGGUUAACAGCAGAGAGGAAGAGUAAAAGUGCAAUGAAGGAUAAAGAAGUUAAAACAAGAAUGAAGAGAGGAUUUUGGAAACCUGAGGAGGACUUGAUAUUGAAGAAUUGUGUGGAGACUCAUGGAGAGGGAAACUGGGCUACCAUUUCUGAGAAGUCAGGAUUAUUGAGGAGUGGUAAGAGCUGCAGACUAAGGUGGAAAAAUUACCUGAGGCCAAACAUCAAGCGAGGAAUGAUGUCAGAAGAUGAAAAAGACCUCAUCAUCAGACUUCAUAAGCUUCUUGGCAACCGAUGGUCGCUAAUUGCUGGUAGGCUACCUGGAAGAACAGACAAUGAAGUUAAGAACUUCUGGAACACACAUUUGUACAACAAGAGAUCCUGUAAAGGCAAAAAGAAGCAUGUGAAGUCCAAGGAGGCAAAUACUCACAGCCCACAAGGCAAAACACAAGAGUGCCCUGCUGAUACAGUAAGCAACCAAGAAGUGGCCACCAAAACAGUUUUAGAUUCAUGGAUAGAAGAAAUGCAGGACUUUAACUGCAGCUUACUAUCACCUGUGAUGAAUAGCAUGCCAUUUCUCGAAGACGAGCCGUUUAUUCCCAUAUUGGACGACAUAGUCUUGCUUGAAGCAUUCACAAGCUCUGGCAAAGAAGCAUGGAGUGAGAUUCAGCCAUUUCUUUAGAAAUUUGUGGUAGUAUUACUCUGCUGCAUCCUUCACAUAAGAGCACAAUUUCCACUACUACCAUAACAAGUUAACAACUCCCAUGCUAGAGGUUUCGGUUCUGAUCUUGUGCUUCAUCUGCUUGGAAAUGUGCAUGAGCUUAUUUGCGAAACCAAUUUAUGCAUGUACCAAGAGGUCAGAAAUGACGACAGAUCUACCUUUUUCUAAGUAUCGGCUUCCUCCACUACUGCCAACUCCAACUAAGCUAGCUCUCUGGUUUUCAAUUUUUAUUCGCAAUGGUGUAGAAAUAAAACUUUGAAAAUUUCAAUGUAAGGGCAUAAAAAUGGUGAAAAAAGAUGGUGACUUCCAGCAAAAAUAAAUUCUGAUUAUCAGAAUCCA
Messenger RNA from Capsicum annuum, 1200 nucleotides. RefSeq names its product transcription factor MYB82. NCBI's taxonomy places the organism in Eukaryota, Viridiplantae, Streptophyta, Magnoliopsida, Solanales, Solanaceae. The record is from RefSeq and is a predicted model, not a curated record. The transcript is spliced from 3 exons. The coding region runs from base 178 to 822 and encodes 214 amino acids.